AUGGAAAAUAUCAACAAGAUCGAGGACACUGGAGAGAAAGACGACCUAGACAAGUCAGACCAGCUACCCAUUAAAGCCAGCGGUUUUAGUGCGGAAUCAUUUUGCUACAUCUGCAAUAUCGCAUUCGUUGUCUGGGCCCCGAAAUCAACCCCAGAGGUAUAUUCCGACAAGGCCCUGCUACCUGACAAGCAAGACAGACAUUGUAUUUCCUAUUAUCGCCUCAUUCUCUUCCACCCAGGGAAAAAUAUAUGUCGUAUCUCCGGCUUAUCAUGCCUUAUCGAUGGCGACUAUAGCUUUCACACACGCCAGGCACCCUGGGACGAACACACGGCGAUCAUGAGAUCCACAAAAAAUUCAUGCUUGAAUAACGAACUUGCGACGGCCCUCCAGUACGAGAGCCGGCAUUUAUCCGGCAGUGAUAGGCUUACAUGCCUGGAAGUUCAUGGUCGUUGCUGGCAGUUACUCUGCAAGCACAGGAUUUGGUCUCUGUGUGGGGGUGACAUCAAAAUCGUGAUGCGAGCUCUAUAUCGCAGGCAUCUCCAUCAAAAAAAGCAGCCAUUAAACUCGUUUGAGGGUUUUGAUGAGCUUCUUCAGGAUGACAGGGAACUAGACCCUUUCUACAGUGACCGGAUACGGUUUAUAAUCCGCCAGGCUGGACGCAGGACGCGCACACAAUAUCACCCUAUACAAUGCAGGCCUAGGACGAUUUACCUGAGUCGACUCCCGCUAGAGAUUCUACUCUUGAUAGCAAAUUCACUCCCGUCCACAGACGCUGCAGCGGUCCAGAAGGCCACCGGAUCUUAUUUAGGUGAUACAUACUGGCGCUCAAGAAUCCCAGACGUCUUUUACGAAGUUCGAGACCUGUCCACUGAGAGCCUAAACUGGGAGUAUCUAUGUUUGGAGCUGGAAAGGCUGAAACUCCGCUGGACCAUAUUUUAUUGCAGUCGCGACUACACUUGGGAAAAGCUGGAUGAGAUGGUCAGGUUCAUUGGUGAUAAUUUUAAUAAUACAUGA
Molecule: messenger RNA, 1014 nt
Organism: Aspergillus puulaauensis
Lineage: Eukaryota; Fungi; Ascomycota; Eurotiomycetes; Eurotiales; Aspergillaceae
Exons: 3
Coding region: 1-1014 (337 amino acids)
Source: RefSeq, a predicted model, not a curated record